Aspergillus calidoustus is the source of this 405-nucleotide messenger RNA. The record is from the annotation of a GenBank genome assembly. NCBI's taxonomy places the organism in Eukaryota, Fungi, Ascomycota, Eurotiomycetes, Eurotiales, Aspergillaceae.
AUGCAUGCCCUACGCGCGUACGGCAAACGUGCCGGUGAUGCGGGUGCCGUCUAUGACGGUGAUGCGUAUACACUGUCGUCGACCUUUGAGCGGGACUCUGGCACUCUUACUCUGUACGCGACCUACCCGCGAAAAGCAAACCGCCACGGCGGGUCGGAGUAUAUUAUGACGACUAUUGAUAGCUGGUCGAUGAAAGGGAAUAUGGAGAGCUGGGAGAGGGCUAUAACGGCGUAUCGGAAUGCGCGUGACUGGGCAAGAGAGAAAAGGGAGGAGGCAAUCGGGGAGGCGAACGAGAGGGUCUCUGCUGGGGAUAGUACUCGUACUCGUAUUACUCGUUCUACACUGAGGAGUCAUGCUGCUAAGGCUGAUGAGGGAGAGGCCAACCAGAUCGGACCGGGAUCAUAG